This is a messenger RNA of Centrocercus urophasianus (Greater sage-grouse), 777 nucleotides long. RefSeq names its product inka box actin regulator 1 (gene INKA1). Gene Ontology annotation, cellular component: nucleus. Lineage: Eukaryota; Metazoa; Chordata; Aves; Galliformes; Phasianidae. Gene Ontology annotation, molecular function: protein serine/threonine kinase inhibitor activity; protein kinase binding. The coding region runs from base 1 to 777 and encodes 258 amino acids. The transcript has a single exon. The record is from RefSeq and is a predicted model, not a curated record.
AUGCCCGGCACGCGGCCGGCCGAACGCGACCCCCUCCCCGCGCCCCGCCGCCCCGCCUCGGCCUGCGGCGAGGAGGAGCAGGGGGGCCCGGCCGCCCGCUCGCCCCCCGCCAGCGUGCGCAGCCUGGAGUGCGACUCGGGCUACUCGGAGGCGUCGGGGGGCACGUGGCGCGAGGACGAAGCGCCGGUGCUGCGGCGGCACCCCCCGCCCUGCCAGCGCGCACACCGCCUCUCCGCCGGCACCCCCGCGCCCGCCCCCGCCCGCCGCGCCCGCCCCAAAUCCACGUCGGACGCCUGCCUGGAGCAGUGGCGGGCGCUCGAGCCGGCCGACGGGAGGGACUGGACGGUGUCGCUGCUGUCGCAGAGCCGCAACCGGCAGCCUCUGGUGCUGGGGGACAACUGCUUCGCCGACCUGGUGGAGAACUGGAUGGACCUGCCCGAGGUGGGCGCCGAGCCCCGCCGUCGACCGCCCGCCGAGUCCUCGCGCCGCUUGGGCAAACCGCCCGCCUUCCUGCUCAGCCUCUCGGGCAACGUGCGCCGCAAGCUGGCCAGCAUGGCCCGGCCCCGCGCCGCAGAGGGAGCCCGGCCGGGGGGCCGCGACCCCGCCAAGCGCCUGUCGUGCCCGCUGGGGCUGGGCGGGCAGCCCAAGGGAGCCUGCUUCCACCAGUCCCACAGCAACAUCGCCCAGCUGGCCACGGACUUCCACCGCUUCACCGCCCUCAUGAACAGCCGCAGCCGCCAGCCCAUCAUCUGCAACGACGUCAUCGGCUACAUCUAG